This is a messenger RNA of Aspergillus versicolor CBS 583.65, 664 nucleotides long. RefSeq lists its product as uncharacterized. The coding region runs from base 115 to 495 and encodes 126 amino acids. NCBI's taxonomy places the organism in Eukaryota, Fungi, Ascomycota, Eurotiomycetes, Eurotiales, Aspergillaceae. The transcript is spliced from 3 exons. The record is from RefSeq and is a predicted model, not a curated record.
UUCAGCUGUGUCUGCUGCAGUAUGCCCUACCCUUCUUAGUAUAAUGCAGAAAGGCAACAUGUCGAAGUCAACUGUUCAGCAGGUGGCCUAAGUCAGACAGGGGCCUAGAUCUUGAUGAUGGGCACUAGGUAUGGUUUCAUUUUGGAGCAGGCGAUCUCAGACCCUCCAUAUAACCAGGGUUUACCGGUCUGCUUUGGUGUACAGAUUUCUAAUAGGAGAUCAUCGCAGACUAAAAACCACACAAAAUGCAAUUCAAACAAAACGGCAGUGUCUAAGUCCCCGAAGCCCGCUACAGGAGAAUCGAGACAAAGAACAACCAUGCAACCGGCGAAGACCGUAACCGGCGAGCAUGCCACAUCGCCGUCCAUGGCGGCAAUGACAUCCAUAGGCUGGAUUCAAGUUUCAACCUCCGAAUUAAUAGAAGAAAUAAGAUCGUAUGAAAGGAAGAAAAGCACUGCAUAUAUCGGCGUCAGCGGAUUUACGCAGUUCCAUUAGGGAGAGUAGACAACUCCAGCACAACCUAGACCGGAUUGUCCAAUGUGCCAAAGUUCAGAGCGCGAUAGAGAUGAGAGGAAACAGGAGAAAAGGCGGCGAAAAGAGGGAGAAGAAAAAAGAAAUAAAUGAGGGCCAGAGAAAAAAAAAACGCAUUAUCCCGAAGCUGACA